AGCUUAUCGCAGGUGCCCGCAUCUGAUAGAAGAAUCGUUGUUUCUUAGUUUACAUUGAGUUAGUUUUUUGAUUUCUCUUUCUGCUUUGAAGUACAUAAUUGGAAAUUUUUCUUUGUGUAUCUAUAAUCUAUACCAUGCCUGGUUCAUGUGCAAGAUGCAGUACAGUGGUGUAUUUUAAUGAAGAGAAAAUAGCUCUUGGGAAAUCGUGGCACAAAAGUUGUUUUAGUUGUGCAAACAAGCAAUGCAAUCGUCGUUUGGACAGUGGAAAUCUAACUGAACAUGAAGGUGAAAUUUACUGCCGAACUUGUUAUGGCAAGCUCUUUGGCCCUAAAGGAUAUGGAUAUGGUGUCGGAGCCGGAGUUUUGUCGAUGGAUACAGCCGAUGCUUAUCGAAAUGGACCACCUACAUGUAACAUUCCUGCUGUGGCUCAAGCACAUGUUGCUCCUUUGCAAGCACCUGUUGUUCCUAAGUCCUCUCAACCAAGAUGGGGAGGGACUGAUGUGUGCCCACGCUGUGGGAAGGCAGUUUACAUGGCUGAAAAAAUGAUGGGUGGUGGAUCAGCUUGGCACAAAACUACAUGUUUCAACUGUAAGGAGUGUCACAAAAGAUUGGAAUCCAUGACAUUGUGUGAAAGAGAAGGUGAAAUUUAUUGCAAAACUUGCUAUGGCAAACUCUAUGGACCCAAAGGUUAUGGAUAUGGAGGAGGAGCAGGCACACUGCAGAUGAGCUAAUUCAGUAACAUUCAAGCAACAACUGACCCCCUUACUUCAAUAUUUACGUACAAAUCUGUAGUAGAUGACUUGUUGCAGAAGACUGAUGAGGCAGCUAGUAAAAUAUUUAUUAGUUAGUUGCUGAUGUUUCUUUUAAUGACCUUCUCUGAGUUCUAGUUUGUACAAGUAGUUUGCACUUACUUCCAUGACUUAUUUAAUUUUUGUUACUUCACAUUAUAGUCUGUAUUUAGAAUCAGCAUGUCAAGGCCAAAUAACGUUCCCACUCUUGCCCCUUUUCCCUUUCUCAUUGUUAUGUUUAUGGCACAAUGAACC
Uloborus diversus is the source of this 1043-nucleotide messenger RNA. Its product is annotated as cysteine and glycine-rich protein 1-like. Bases 135 to 731 code for a protein of 198 amino acids. Lineage: Eukaryota; Metazoa; Arthropoda; Arachnida; Araneae; Uloboridae. Gene Ontology annotation, molecular function: actinin binding; structural constituent of muscle. The transcript is spliced from 6 exons. Gene Ontology annotation, cellular component: cytoplasm; nucleus; Z disc. Gene Ontology annotation, biological process: muscle tissue development; sarcomere organization. The record is from RefSeq and is a predicted model, not a curated record.